AGAUUUAGGAUCUUGGGAAGACGGACAAGAGAACCAAGCCUGGGUGUUAUCGAAACCUGCCAAGGUUCAGCCUAGUAAUAAGCCUCAUCCAGUGAGUGGUUCGCCGAACCAUAGAGUUCUCCUGAACGAUGUGACACUGAUCUCUGUCUCUGACAGGCAAAGACUCUACUUGUCGCCGACUUUGAGACCACUUCAACCAGCAUGACAUGGUCAUUGGUAGAACUUGCGCGCAAUCCAGACAUGCAGACGAAGCUUCGCAACGAGUGUCUAGAGUUCGGGGCAACCCCAACAUAUGACGAUCUCACGAAUAAGCUUCCCUACCUGGACGCUAUAGUCAAUGAAGUUCUUCGCCCGCACGCACCAGCCAAGGAAAUUCCACGAUCAGCUAUGCAAGAUGGCGUGAUCCCGCUCAGCCAGCCCUUGCGCACGGCUAACGGAAAUUAUACCGACAGUGUAUACAUACCAAAGGGGACAGUGGUUGUAAUCCCGCUCGUCGCACUCAAUUGCUCAGUUAGCUUGUGGGGGCCUGACGCAAAGGCGUUCAAACCUUCCCGAUGGCUCGAAGAGGAUAUGGGCACGCACGGUAAAGAAGCACUGCAUGGCUAUCGUCAUCUAAUGACAUUCGGUGAUGGCGCGCGGAUCUGCCUAGGGAAGGUAUUUGUGUUGACAGAGGUCAAGGCCGUACUGUUCGUCCUUGUGCGAAACUUUGUGUUUGAGAUGGAAAGCCCUGGGAUGAAGAUGGUGGAGAGUUUUGGGCCUAUAGCAAGAUCGGGGGUGGCUGGGAGUGCUGAUCCUGAACGUGUGCCCCUCCGGGUGCGCCGCUAUGAGGUUUGAUUGAUCAUUGCGGUCUGCGGUUAUGUACCAUUAAAUUGUCAAUCUUGGGAUAUGUUUAUAUACAUAGGCUGGGGGAAUAUUGAUUUUUGCUCAUU
This is a messenger RNA of Suillus clintonianus, 929 nucleotides long. Its product is annotated as cytochrome P450. The record is from RefSeq and is a predicted model, not a curated record. Bases 202 to 834 code for a protein of 210 amino acids. The transcript is spliced from 5 exons. Gene Ontology annotation, molecular function: heme binding; iron ion binding; oxidoreductase activity, acting on paired donors, with incorporation or reduction of molecular oxygen. Lineage: Eukaryota; Fungi; Basidiomycota; Agaricomycetes; Boletales; Suillaceae.